Monodelphis domestica (gray short-tailed opossum) is the source of this 1593-nucleotide messenger RNA. RefSeq names its product polynucleotide kinase 3'-phosphatase (gene PNKP). Gene Ontology annotation, molecular function: polynucleotide 3'-phosphatase activity; ATP-dependent polydeoxyribonucleotide 5'-hydroxyl-kinase activity; double-stranded DNA binding. Gene Ontology annotation, biological process: DNA repair. The record is from RefSeq and is a predicted model, not a curated record. Lineage: Eukaryota; Metazoa; Chordata; Mammalia; Didelphimorphia; Didelphidae. Gene Ontology annotation, cellular component: nucleus.
GCGUGACUUCCGGCGACUACAGUGGGAUCACAGAUGGCGACACCGGAACCCUACCUGUGGCUUCACAGUCCGCCCGGAGGGCCGCCUCCUAUUCCGCUCCCCCCGGCGGGCCACAGCCUCGUUUUGGGCCGGGGUCCACUUACUCGAGUCACCGACCGAAAGUGCUCUCGCAGACAAGUGAAGCUGAUCGUGGACCCAGAAUCUCAAAUCGUGAUGGUGACUCAGCUGGGCGUGAAUCCCUCCACUGCCGGGAGUACCCUGCUGGGCCCCGGCUCCCAGGCACAGCUGGCCAUCGGGGAGACGCUGCUGCUGGUGAACGGCCUGUAUCCGCUGACUCUGCGCGGGGCUCCGGACUCCCCACAGCCAGAACCGCGGCCCAGCAGCCCCGAGGCGCCCCCCAAGAAGCGGCCUCGCUGCUCUGAUGGCUGGCAGGAGCUCGGGCACCUGCUGAGGUUCACAGCCCCUGGAGUUCAGCCCCGAGAGAAGGUGGCCGGCUUUGACCUGGACGGAACCCUCAUCACCACUCGGUCAGGGAAGGUCUUCCCCACCGGCCCUGAGGAUUGGAGGAUUCUCUUCCCCGGGAUCCCCAAGCGGCUCCGGGAGCUCGAGGCCAGUGGCUACAAGCUUGUCAUCUUCACCAACCAGCUUGGCAUCGGGCGGGGGCGACUCCGCCCCGGAGACUUCCAGACCAAGGUGGAGGCCGUGCUGGCCGCCCUGGGAGUGCCUUUCCAGGUGCUGGUGGCCACGAGCUCGGGCAUCUACCGGAAGCCAGUGACCGGCAUGUGGGACCACUUGUGCGAGCAGGCUAACGAGGGGGUCCCAAUCUCUUUGGCCGACAGUGUCUAUGUGGGAGAUGCCGCAGGCCGUCCAGCCAACUGGGCUCCCCGCCGGAAGAAGGACUUCUCCUGUGCAGACCGGCUGUUUGCCCUGAACCUCGGUCUGCGGUUCUCAACCCCGGAAGAGUUUUUCUUGAACUCGGCUCCAGUCCACUUCGAGCUUCCAGAGUUUGACCCGAGAACACUGAGCCCCGAUGGCCCGCCAUGCCUGCCCCCCUCCGGCCCGCUGGUGGGCCCUGGCCCCGAGAUCGUCGUGGCUGUUGGCUUCCCUGCUGCCGGGAAAUCCACUUUCCUCCAGGAACACCUGGUGUCUUCAGGCUACGUCUAUGCAAACCGGGACACGCUGGGCUCGUGGCAGAAGUGUGUGGCAGUGUGCACAGAGGCCCUGAAGGCCGGGGGCCGAGCCGUAGUGGACAACACGAACCCCGACCCUGCGAGCCGGGCCAGGUACAUCUCCUGUGCCAAGGACGCCGGGGUGCCCUGCAGAUGCUUCUAUUUCAUCGCCUCGCUGGAGCUGGCCAGACACAACAAUCGGUUCCGAGAGAUGAUCGGCUCCCCGCACCCCCCAGUGUCGGACAUGGUCAUGUUCAGCUACAGGAAGCAGUUUGUCGCCCCCUCUCUGGCCGAAGGCUUCUCCCAGAUCCUGGAGAUCCCGUUUCGCCCCCAUUUCGCAGAUGCCCAGCACGAAGCCCUGUACUACCAGUUCUCCGAGGGCUGAGCCCACCCCAGACCCCCAAUAAAAGUUAUUUUCCCAGCA